Molecule: messenger RNA, 3888 nt
Organism: Trichomonas vaginalis G3
Lineage: Eukaryota; Parabasalia; Trichomonadida; Trichomonadidae
Product: guanylate cyclase protein
Exons: 1
Coding region: 1-3888 (1295 amino acids)
Biological process (GO): receptor guanylyl cyclase signaling pathway; intracellular signal transduction; cGMP biosynthetic process
Molecular function (GO): peptide receptor activity; guanylate cyclase activity
Source: RefSeq, a predicted model, not a curated record
AUGGGCGUUGCGUGGCACUGGGCUUGUGCUGUUGGAGAUUUUGUCACAAUUUUAGCAACAUUUGUUCCAGCCAUCAAAUAUUAUGUUCCUUUAUUAGUAUCAGCCAUUGUUUUGUCAAGUCUUUCUGGUGUUCUUUUGAUUUAUUUCAUAUUAUAUUAUAGGAAAGUCAGAAGACAGUUAAAUGUAAUAAAACAAAACCAGGAUGAGUAUAAUGCAUAUUAUGAUGAACUUGGACUAUGCAAAUAUGAAGAUAAAGCACUCAGAUACCUCAAACUCGGUUUUCAAUAUUAUUGUGUAUGCUUUUAUAACUGGAGUUACGUCAACUACCUCCUGGAACGGUUCAAUUCCGAACGUGUUCUAUGUAUGUGUCUCCAACUUGUCAAUUUCUUCCCGAAAGAGACAAGAUUACAAAAUAAAAUCGAAAUGAUGUUACUUGCCAAGAGAGAUCCUCACUGGACCACAAGAUUCUUAAUAUACCAGAUAGAACACUCCAAGACAUUACGUACUUUUUCAAUUUCGACGCAAUCAAAAUUAAAAUUAAUUGAAAUUAAAACAGUAAGUCGCCAAUGCGAGAUGAUUUGUCGCGGAGCCAUUGAUUCUAUGAGUGUUACCCCUAGUUAUUUGGAGAAUUUCUACGAAAAAACAAGAAUGGCCAGAGUUAUUUGGAAAGAAGCAAUCAUGAAUGCUCCAAAUAACAACAGAUUCUGCGAUGAAUACGCAAGAUAUCUUUGUGAAGCUGAAUGUGACUUCGUAAACUGUAUAAAAAUGAAGCAUCGUCAGGAAAUUAUAGAACUUGGAGCGAAUUUCUGCAUAGAUUUGCCUUUCAGAUCAAUGGUCAGAGCGUUCCCGAAGUAUUUGACUGAGAAAAUCUUGGAUCUUCAAGGAAAUGUAAUUAAAAAUAAACCAGCCUCAGAUGAACCAGUUCCAAACCCUAACAUCUCUGCAACGUUGAAUAAUACAAAGACUUCUAAUCACUCCUUUGAAGAAUCUUUUGAAUCAGAGUUAGAUAAUGAAAUAGAAGAUCAUAUUGGAUCAAUUUCAAUCAGCCAUGCAAGGCCAAGGUUGGCCCUUCAAAGAACAUUAGACCAGAGAUUGACUCCUCCCAUAAGAUCCAUCAAAUUCCUCACAAUUUUCAUAAUUAUUUUCAUUCCGAUCUUUUUUUUGGCGGUCUGGUUCUAUAUUAAGACAAUCCUUAACUCUAGAGUUGAUUCAAUGCGUCAUGUUGAGGCUCUGGCACUCACACGCUUCUAUACUUCCAUUGCCAGUGCUGAUUUGAUGAUGUUUUUGUUCAAAGGUGACGCAAAAGCAAUUCAACUACUAACAACGAUGAAAUCUAUGCUUAUGGAUGAUGAUCGGCCUUUCUUUGACCCCUAUUCCAAUAAUUUAACUGAUUUAUUGAAUUUUACAACUUUAGCCGCUACUGAAUUCCAAGAUAUGAUCAACUCUUUGACCAACAUUGGUCUCGUAGGUGGCAAUGUUAGCAAAUUCGCUAGCCAUUUCAUUGAAGAUAAAUCGUCAAUGAGAAUGUGCAACCCAACAGGCCAAGUAUUGACAGAUUCACCUCAGGCGAGCAUGUCAUUGGCAUCGAUCAUAUCCGAUUUCAUCUCUAACCAAAGAUAUUUCUCUUCAAAAACAAUAACAGAUAUUGCCUCAAUUUUGUUUAGUCCGGACUUUUGUGAGAUAGCAUCAAAUCUAAUGGCAUUCUACAACAGUUCUGCUGCUUUGUAUUCUGAACUGAACGAAUAUUUUGAAGGUGCGUAUUCAUCAGCAACAAAAACGAUAGAAAUUGUCAAAUACGUGAUUCCUGUUGCUGUGUUUAUUAUUUCUUUUGUUCCUUUCAUAGUCAUUCAUAUACUUAUCGAUAAAAAUUUGAAGGAUGUGAUAAAUAUUAUUCAUUCCUUCGAUUUGAAGACCAAAAAUGAGGCAAAAGAAAUGAUAUACAAAGCCAAAGAAACAGAAGAUAUCAGAUCAGCUGAUUUCCACGGAGAAAGCAAAAGUUCGAUUUUCUUGAUUUUGGCAAUCUGUUUAGCCACUAUUAUUUUGCUCGUUAUAUGUUAUAUUGGGUGUGAUUCAACGAUGAAAACUAACAGUGACAUUAAAGAUCUUUCAAAUUGGAACCAAUAUUCUUCUUUGAGACUUUCUUUGGCCGCCGAGUCAUCUAACCUUCUCCUUAUGUUAGUAAUGACAGACAGAAGUCCGCAACUGUUUACAAGCAACACUUUGGAGAAUUUGAUAACAAAAUCAGAAUACAUUAUAGAAAAAUUCGUUGAAGCUGAUCAGAACUUAGUUGAUGGAACUACCACAUCUCCUCCUUGUACAGGAUACAGCAAAAAAUUGGAUGAAUUGAAUAUUAAGGAUUCAGAAUUAUCGAAUGAAACAGCAACUCCACAAGAAUACUAUGCUAAUGCAUCUGCUCAUCAGCAAGUAAGCAUCUAUGUCUCGUUCGCCAAAAAUAUUAUUGAGUCAAUCAAACUAAAUCAUACAGAAAACAGCCAAUACAACUCAGAGCUUGUUAACACACUAUAUAUAACCAAUUAUAGAAUGUAUUGGCGCAUGAAACAGAUAAAUUCUUUGUUGAUUGACUUAAGUGAAGACAGAAUCGUCGAAGAAAAGAAUCUUAUGAUAGUUUUCAUUGUUAUAACAGUCAUUCUUCUUACUGCUUUUGGAAUAAUUUGUUUCUUUUAUCACUUAAAUAGAGCAGGAACGUAUAAAGCUGCUCUAAUGAUCCUGAAAAGGUUCUCGCCUUAUGCUUUAGUCAAUUCUAAAGCUUUUGAGAAGAUGUUCCUUAAAGGAAAAGAACAAAGUAAAGCAGAAAAGUUAUCAAUUGAAGAAUCUAUCAUAAAGAACGCCAAUGAGUCCAUAUUCUGCACAAAUAUCCAUGGUGUUGUCGAAAUUGCUAAUAACUCUGUCAGUUCUUUGAUUGGUUACACCGCUGAUCAAAUUUUAGGUCAAAACAUUGCAUCGUUCUUCGCAAAUGAUGAUAAUCCUAAGAUUAGCUUGAAGAUAGAUCAGAUCAGAAACGGUCAAAGCUCCGCUUUUUACGAAGAUGAUUAUAAUAUUAUUGCAGAUUCGGGUAAAGAAGUUCCUGUUCAUGUUACAAUAAUUGGGAUCAAAAAGGAGUCCAAUAGUGAUGUUAACUCAUUUGUUUUCAUCUUGAGAGACCAAACUUCUUUAGUAAAUCAGAAAAAGCAGGCUGAAGAAGCCAAAGCUAAGUCAGAAAAGUUGUUAUAUCAGAUCUUACCACGUGAUAUUGUUGUCCAACUCAACAAAGGAGAGAAAGAUAUUACGUUUACUGUUAAUUCAGCAACAAUUAUUUUCAUUGACAUCAACAAGUUCUCAGAGUGCUCAAAGAACUUAUCACCACAAGAUAUUAUGUCCAAUUUGUCAUAUUAUUUCGCUUGUAUUGAUAAAAUUUCGGCGAAAUACAACAUGAUUUUGAAGAUUAAGCUAAUUGGAGACAUUUAUAUGGCUGCUGCUGGUCUUUUCAACCCAGAAGUUAAUCCAGAGCAGCAUGCAGAGCAAGCCGUAUUAUUUGGACAAGAAAUAGUGAAUAUUCUUGAAGAAAUUAACUUACGGCUUUCUGCUAACCUACAAAUCAGAGUUGGUGUGAACUCAGGAGGGCCAAUCAUUGCUGGUGUUCUCGGAACAGAUAAACCUGCCUUCGAUAUUAUCGGAGAUGUUAUUAACGUUGCAGCAAGAUUACAAAGUACCAGCGAUGUAAACAAAGUUCACAUAUCACAAGCCACCCUUGAUUUGGUUAAAGGAAUGAACUGCGAAGUAACUCAAUGCGGAGAAACUUUCUUGAAAGGAAAAGGAAAGCAGCUAACUUACUAUGUCAAACCGAAUAUCCCGGUGUUCAGUGGAACCCUUGGAUGUUUCCAGAAUUAG